AUGUUGUUCUGUUGGGCCACCAAGAUAGUUGAUGAGCCUCCUAAGACUGAUCUUCAGUUCUGGAAGAAUUUGUUCCCUGUAAUUACAAUCAAUGGCAAGACAUAUUUGCUUAGGAUAUCAAACGUAGGGACAGCAUGGAGCUUCAAUUUCAGGAUUCAAAAUCAUCAAUUGGUUUUGGUUGAAACUAAAGGUUCUUAUGUCAAUCAAAUAGAGUUGGAGUCUCUUGAUGUUCAUGUAGGCCAAUCCUACUCAGUUCUUGUCACAGCAAACCAAAAUGCUGCUGAUUACUACAUAGUAGCCUCUCCUAAACUGAGUAAUGCCACAAAUAAUAACACUCUUGUUGGUGUUGCUGUGCUUCAUUAUGACAACUCUACCACACCGGCUAAUGGGUCUCUUCCAAGUGGUCCAGAUCCAUUUGAUCUGCAAUUCUCCAUCAACCAAGCAAAAUCCAUUAGGUGGAACCUCACCACUGGAGCUGCAAGGCCUAAUCCCCAGGGAAUGUUCCAUGUAACAAAUGUGACAAUAAUUGAAACUUUCAUUCUAAAUGCAUCAACAACAACUAUUGAUGGGUUAUCUCGCUACUCUGUCAACAAUGUGUCUUUCUUGAUCCUAGAUACACCACUGAAACUAGCUGAUUUCUUUUCCAAUAGAACUGGUGUAUAUGAACUUGAUGCUUUUUCUAAGAACACUUCAAAUGCUAACGCCGUGCGUGGAGUUUUCGUAGCUAGUGCAUUACAUAAAGGUUGGACUGAGAUAGUGCUAGAAAACAAUUUAGACAUCAUUGAUACUUGGCAUUUGGAUGUAUAUAGCUUCUUUGUUGUUGGGUAUAAUGUGAGGUUAACCUUUAGACAUACUCUUUAAGUUUCUACUCCACAUUUUUUCAUUGCUUGUGUUGUACUAAGCCUCUGUUUUGUGCUAUUUGGUUGAAGUUUCCGGGAUAGAAGAUAUGAAUAUAAAGGUCUCAAUAAGGUUUGGAAGGGAAAACUGUCAUAGGCCAAGGCUAGUGGAAAUUCUAUAAAGAUCCAGGAAGCACAGGAUAUGGUUGUGCUUUAUGAUUCAUUGCAACUUGCUCACAAGUGUAUACUUAAUUCCUUUUAUGGAUAUGUCAUGCGCAAGGGUGCAAGAUGGUACUCCAUGGAAAUGGCUGGAGUAGUGACAUAUACUGGUGCAAAAAUCAUUCAGAAUGCUCGCUUGCUAGUAGAGAAAAUAGGAAAACCACUUGAACUAGACACUGAUGGUAUCUGGUGUGCACUACCUGGAUCUUUUCCAGAAAAUUUCACUUUUAAAA
This is a messenger RNA of Glycine soja, 1288 nucleotides long. Its product is annotated as monocopper oxidase-like protein SKU5. The record is from RefSeq and is a predicted model, not a curated record. Lineage: Eukaryota; Viridiplantae; Streptophyta; Magnoliopsida; Fabales; Fabaceae. Bases 1 to 861 code for a protein of 286 amino acids. Gene Ontology annotation, molecular function: copper ion binding; oxidoreductase activity. The transcript is spliced from 6 exons.